GUUGAUUCUAUGUUUGCAGCAAAUAUGUUGACGGUCAUUUGCGUAUGGAACCUGUAUAAAUACCAUGUCCUGUGAUUGAGAAACCAUCAGUUGUUCAGAAUCGUUUCCACUUACAAAUCUUAAACCCAAAAUACAUCUAGCUAUAAUGGCUUCCAAAUUCAUCGCCCUUUUCGCUCUGGUCGCUGCUGCCAGCGCUGCUGUUCUACCAGUUGCCGUGAAGCACAUCGAAUACCACGAUGCCCCAGCCGAGUACCAGUUCUCCUACUCUGUCCACGAUGAGCACACCGGUGACAUCAAGAGCCAACAGGAAGAACGUCACGGAGACAAUGUUAAGGGACAGUACACCUUGAUUGAUGCCGAUGGAUACCGUCGAGUUGUUGACUACACCGCUGAUGAACACAAUGGAUUCAAUGCCGUGGUGCAGCGUGAACCUCUAGGUCACAAGGUCGUCAAGACCGUUGUCCCAGUCGCCAAGGUUGUCGCUCCAGUUGCCCACCACUACGUUGCCCCAGUUGCCAAGAUUGGCUAUCCAGUGCACAAGGUCGCCGUCCCAGUCGCCAAGGUGGCUGUCCCGGUGCACAAGGUCGCAUAUACCAACAACCUGGCCACCGUCAGCUUCUCUGCCCCAAGCCUGAGCUAUCACUAUUAAGAAGUUGGUCAGUUCAUAUAGUUUAAGAUGUUGAAUAUUAGCGCAAUUGAAAUGAAAA
Messenger RNA from Aedes aegypti (yellow fever mosquito), 707 nucleotides. Its product is annotated as larval cuticle protein A2B. Gene Ontology annotation, cellular component: extracellular matrix. The record is from RefSeq and is a predicted model, not a curated record. The transcript is spliced from 2 exons. Lineage: Eukaryota; Metazoa; Arthropoda; Insecta; Diptera; Culicidae. Bases 146 to 649 code for a protein of 167 amino acids.